UCUCCUUUUCAGCUUUUUGCAAUCUUUGCAUUUGCAACAUGUGGUGGCUAUUCUGGCGCACUGAGGCUGAGCGUGGAUUGUGCCAACAAAACCGAGAGUGACCUCAGCAUUGACAUAGACUUUGCCUAUCCUUUCAGGUUGCAUCAGGUGACUUUCGAGGUGCCCACCUGUGAAGGAAAACGGCGAGAGAAGCUCGCCUUGAUAGGCGACUUCUCAUCAUCAGCAGAAUUCUUCGUCACCAUUGCGGUGUUUGCCUUUCUCUAUUCACUGGCUGCCACUGUCGUUUACAUUUUCUUCCAGAACAAGUAUCGUGAAAACAACAGAGGCCCACUCAUUGAUUUCAUCGUCACGGUAGUGUUCUCCUUUCUGUGGCUGGUUGGUUCAUCAGCUUGGGCUAAAGGACUGUCUGACGUCAAGGUAGCGACAGAUCCAAAGGAAGUUUUGUUACUGAUGUCGGCUUGUAAGCAACAGUCCAACAAAUGCAUGGCUGUCCAUAGCCCUGUCAUGUCGAGUUUAAAUACUUCUGUGGUCUUUGGCUUCUUGAAUUUUGUUCUCUGGGCAGGAAACAUUUGGUUUGUUUUCAAGGAGACUGGAUGGCAUUCUUCUGGCCAGAGGCAUCUCUCAGAGCCGAUGGAGAAGCACUCCAGCAGCUACGGCCAUGGAGGAUACAAUCGAGACAGCUACGGGCCAAGUGGCGGGUAUAACCAGCCGGCAAAUCUCGGGCAGCCUGCUGAGGAAUUUGGCCAGCAGCCUAGUGGCCCCACUUCCUUUGCCAAUCAGAUUUAAUAUGGCAGAGUUUGAUUUCUUAUGGAAACCGUUCACUAUGAUAGAAUUCAAUGGCACAAGGAUUUUCAUUUUAUUAAGAGCUGGAAUCAAAUAUUAAUAUAGAAAGUAUUUAAUGCAAAUCAGAGCUCUGUAGCUCUCAUUAAACAAGGAAGGCCCUAGGUUGUGAUAAAUGGUACUUUGAGACUAGUUGAGAUGAUCUAUUAUUUAGUAUAGGUGGCUAAGUGGACAGUGUCUUCUUAUAUGUACAGAUAAUUUUACAGUAGUUUUGUAUGUGUACCAAGGUAGUAGAAGUAUUUUGUAGCCCAAAGUCUUGAGUCCGUCAUAUUUGGAACAUAAAAUAGUAUAGAGUUUUCUUAUCCAUUUCAAUGGGAAACAAAAUUUUAAUAUGAUUUCUAAGCAAUGACUUGGUGUGAACCACAAAAUGCAUGCUGUAUAAUUGCUAAGUUUACAACACUGCCGGUUUGUGAAUCUUUGUAAGUUAUUUUAGACAAUUGUACCUUUUUGCUCCCUUUGAUAAUAAAAUUUAGUGCAUGAAUUGGCAUUUUCUCCCAAACUGAAUGUUUGAACUGUAUUUAUGGAAACUUCCCAACUGCACCCUGACUCAUUGUAUAUUUAAGGAAAUGGACUGCCUGUUGUGUAUAUUUUGUGAAUUUGGCUCUCUGGUUCUAAUAGAGUGCUUAAAGCAUUGUAAUAAAGAUAUGUUCCCAACUAAGGGGCAUUUGAGAGUAUUACUGUAAUUGCCUAAUAUGUACACCCUCUCUGUAAAAUCAGUAGUUUUAUCCAUUGUAAUGUGCACUGACUUUUUUGUGAAUUUUUUCGUGUGAGUCAUGGAUGAUAAGGACCAAGUAGCCUGUGGUUCCUGUACUUGAGGAGGUAUUUCUGUCGAUAGGCUGAUGGAGGUGAAGACUGUCAGCAACUCUAGUUAAGAAUAGGUGUCCCUGGACUGUGUGUGCUAUUGUAAAGUACUCAUGACUCCCAGGACUAGCUAUACUCUAACAUGAUGGUUCUACCUAGCUAACUAUCAAAAAUUCCCAAGUUUUACUACACUUCUCAAAUGAGCAGUUCUUGCUUGGGCACUAUCAAUAGAUUAGAAAGAUCAGGAACAACUUUUUUUUUCUAAAUGAGCUAUUCUCCAGUGCAAAAAGAAUAACUUGCAAAGUCUCCUUUUGCCCCAUUUGUGAUAAAGAAUAUGGCAGUCUUCAUCUCUGGGAUCUAAAUCAUUUGGAAACCCAGAACAAAACAGGAUUAGCAAAAGCAGGUAUCUACAUUCCUAUGUAAGAGUGUUACCAAGAUAUACUGUAUGAUCCGUAAUGUUGGAAGCAUUUUAACCAUGUUGCAUCUUAUAUGAUAAUUGUAACCAAUUUCUGGCUACUUGGUGGAUGAAUCUAUAUUGUGAUAUCUAUUUGACUCUAAUAAAGUUAUUGCAUACAAAUCUGUUGAAA
This is a messenger RNA of Trichosurus vulpecula (common brushtail), 2228 nucleotides long. RefSeq names its product synaptoporin (gene SYNPR). The record is from RefSeq and is a predicted model, not a curated record. The annotation marks the transcript as partial. Gene Ontology annotation, cellular component: synaptic vesicle membrane; synaptic vesicle. NCBI's taxonomy places the organism in Eukaryota, Metazoa, Chordata, Mammalia, Diprotodontia, Phalangeridae. The transcript has 4 exons.